GGAGGUUCCUCCACAAAUAACCCAGUGUUAGUAUUUAUUUAAACGUUUUCAUACCAUACAUCUAUAAUUUCAUUUAUUUGUGUGUUUAUUGUUUUAGGUUGUUUACUAUUAUGGGUGCACACAUUUAGUAAACGCCUUUGUUUGGUAAUUAUUAAUUAUUUUGUUUUGCUGAGUUGAAGGACUGGCUGAGGGAGAAGACUGGUUGAAGGGUAAACCAGGAAGUGGAACAAACCAUCAGGCUGCUGGACGCAGGGGAUCUGAUGUUAAAAGAACUUUCCUCUCUCUAGUUAUAGCAUAAGUCCUUAAAUAUUUUGAUGUUAGGUUUGAUUUGUGUUUGUUAUGGUGUUGUAGUUAAAAUAGGUUGGUUUAAAUUAAUGGUUUAUGUUUAUACAUUGUUUGUCUUUGUCUCAUCUCCCACCCCUUCUUGUGUGUGUGUGUGUAGGCUAGCCUUUGUGUUUAAAUUCCCCUGUGUGUUCAUUGUAGGAGGUCAGUUUUUGGUUUGUCAUCCUGAGUUAGGUAUGCUUUAGUUGUUUUCUUUUGGGCCCAUUUUUGUUAUAUUUUGAAAUUUGAUGUUCUUUUUGUUGAAGAAAUAAUAGAAAAAUAAAUAGAAUUUAUUCUUUUUAUGCCUUUGUCCCUGUGGUUUACUGGACGGACCGUAACAAUUGGUGUCAGAAGUGGGAUCCUCCAGUUAAGGACAAGGACAUAUUUUUGAUUCUUUUGAAAAAAAAAAUAUAUAAAACCCACAAAGAAGAAAACCCUAAACCAUGAGAGGAGCCAGAGGUGGUAAAGGCAAGUCAGCUCCAUCAGACAAGGAAGCGGACACAGGACAGGAGCAGUGUGGUGCAGCUGGUGAAGAGGUUGACGAGGGGAGAGAGCCGACCAUAUCUGACUUGGUUGGGAUCCUGCAGGCCCACAUUGGACAACAGAAAGCUAGAGAGGUACAAUGGGAGAAGGAGAUGGCACGUCAAGAUCAUCGGUUUAAGGUUUUCCAACAACAGUUCAGUUUGUUUCAAGAGGAGUUUCAGGCCCAGUCGUCUGCAGGCCUGAGGCCGUUUGUGCAAGACCACGCCCCCUCUUCUCCAGGCUUGAGGGAUGAUGAUGAUGAUGAUGAUUGCUCAUCACCAGCACCUGCACCGUCUUCUGGCAAGCCAGGUGACUCCGUUGCUACACUUUUGUUUAAAGAACCAAAACUGCAAAAGCUAAGUGAGGAGGAUGAUAUUGAACAUUUCCUUAUAACUUUUGAAAGGAUAGCUUGUGUGUGCAGAUGGCCAAAAAAGGACUGGGCAUUUCAAUUGAUUCCAUUAUUGACUGGUAAAGCCAGGAGUGCAUAUGUACACAUGGAUAUGGAUGAAUCAAUGGACUAUAAUAAUGUUAAAGCUGCUAUUUUACAGAAAUAUGAAAUUAACAGCGAGACUUACCGACAGAGGUUCCGCUCUCUUUAUGUGGAGCCAAAUGAGUCCCCCAAGGAGCUAUAUGUGAGACUUAAAGAACUGUAUGGAAAAUGGGUUCAGCCCCGAGAACUCCAAGUUUGGAUUAAGGAACGAAACCCAAAAGAUGCAGCAGAAGCAGUUUCCUUGGCAGAUGCUUUUGUGGCAGCCCGUAGGAAGACUCAAUCGUGGGCUUUUAGAGCUGAAAAAAGAGAGUUUAUUCCGGGUUUGGGUCACACCAAUCAAACUGGAAAUGUGAGUAAGCAGUCUGGAAAAGAAAAAUGUUUUUUCCCCAAUCAAACAAAAUCUUUGAAAAAGCCCAUCUGCUAUUUAUGUGGGCAGGAGGGCCAUACAAAGCCCAUGUGUCCUCAAAAUCCUGCAAAACUUUCUCAGAUGUGUUUUGUACCCAGAGAAAAUCAUGUAUUGAACAGACAAAACCAGCCACUGAUGCAGACUAUUGUGGAGAUAGAUGGGCAGAAGGUCAAAGCUCUGAUUGACACAGGAAGCACCCAGUCAUUGGUACAUCGCAGGUAUGUCCCACCACAUAGUAUUUGCACCUCUGAAACAAUACCCAUCUGCUGUGUUCAUGGGGAUGAAAAACAAUAUCCAACAGCAGACAUUUAUAUGAGAGUGCAAGGACAUGUUUACCUAUUAAAUGUGGGUGUUAUGGAUAAAUUAUCUUUUCCUGUUGUCUUGGGGAAUGAUCUUCCAGUUCUCACUGACCUAAUAAAUGCUUCUAAAAUGUGCAAUUUUGUGCUCACACGGUCCCAGGCAAAGACCUCUGGGGAAGAUGAACCCAGCCUAAGGGCCUUGCCAUUUUAUGGGGCUGAGAUUGAAGAGGGUCAAACUAAAGAACGGAAGUCUCGUGCACAGCGCAAGCGGGAAAAAUUCAAACAUACCACAGCCUCUCCUGUGUUACCUGAACCUGAGGUACAGCUAGACUUUGAAAUCCCUGAUAAUAUUAGUGAGCUGCAGCACCAGGGUAGAAGUCUGGCUGACCUUAUUAAGAGAGUGGAAGAGGGUGGAACUGCAGAGGAAUUUCACAUGCAAAAUGGCAUCCUCUAUAGGAGACAUGGGGAAGUACAGCAGCUUGUGUUACCUAGAAAAGCCAGAAAACCAGUAUUAACUUUGGGCCAUUCAAUUCCCUGGGCUGGCCACCUGGGGAAACAUAAAACAAUAGCCCGAAUCCAACGGUGUUUUUACUGGCCUGGAUUACAAAAGGAUGUUGCCAAUUUUUGCAGGAGUUGUCCUUGGUGUCAAAAAACAUCCAACAGAUUUGCAGUGAGAGCACCUCUUCAGCCUCUUCCUAUUAUAAAUACACCAUUUGAACGUUUGGGCAUGGAUGUUGUAGGUCCAGUGGAGAAGAGCAAAUCAAAAAUGGACCACAAGGCUCUGAAAUGGCUUGAAAGAAUGAAAGACUCAAACAGCAGGAUAACCCGCUGGUAUCUGGCGAUGCAACCAUUUCAGUUUGACGUCCAUCACAUCCCUGGGAAGCUGAACACUACUGCCGACUACCUGUCACGCUGGCCCAUGGACCUUCCAGAAGAGGGGGAGUGUGUGGAGGUUCCUCCACAAAUAACCCAGUGUUAGUAUUUAUUUAAACGUUUUCAUACCAUACAUCUAUAAUUUCAUUUAUUUGUGUGUUUAUUGUUUUAGGUUGUUUACUAUUAUGGGUGCACACAUUUAGUAAACGCCUUUGUUUGGUAAUUAUUAAUUAUUUUGUUUUGCUGAGUUGAAGGACUGGCUGAGGGAGAAGACUGGUUGAAGGGUAAACCAGGAAGUGGAACAAACCAUCAGGCUGCUGGACGCAG
Molecule: messenger RNA, 3238 nt
Organism: Gambusia affinis (western mosquitofish)
Lineage: Eukaryota; Metazoa; Chordata; Actinopteri; Cyprinodontiformes; Poeciliidae
Exons: 2
Coding region: 765-3017 (750 amino acids)
Molecular function (GO): zinc ion binding; nucleic acid binding
Source: RefSeq, a predicted model, not a curated record